Molecule: messenger RNA, 1014 nt
Organism: Aspergillus pseudonomiae
Lineage: Eukaryota; Fungi; Ascomycota; Eurotiomycetes; Eurotiales; Aspergillaceae
Exons: 8
Coding region: 1-1014 (337 amino acids)
Source: RefSeq, a predicted model, not a curated record
AUGUCAAGUCAUGUACGAGCAUUGGCCCAAACACGAAUACCAGAACUCUUCCCCCCAACGACGCUUUGCGCUCGCCUGGCCAUUCUGGCCAUCAUAGCGAUAAUGCGUACAUGGACUGAUGAGUUUGUGGAUGAGACCAAUGCGAUAGCAGAUGAGUACGAGAUUAUCUGUGACGAAGCCGUCGCACGAAGCCCUGUCAACCAUAGCAAAGCAUGUCGCACGGCUCUGUUGUCCAUGAGUCAUGCUUCAGACCCUCGGUUGGCCUACACUUCGACUAGCAUCUCACCACCGGAGAGCUUACAGACCUAUUGCAGCCAGGAUAGUCCCUUCACGUCUGUUGUCCACCCAUCGAACCCAGGGGGGCUAGCACAGGCGGCUCCUCUAAGCUCACAGGAAGAAGGAUGGUUGCUGCGUCAAUUCAGCGCCGAAGUAGAUAGGCUGGGCAAUAACGAUGAACCAUUGGCCAGCUAUGGCUUUGCAGCCACUGUCAUUUGCUCAUGUUAUGAAAUGUUAGACGCACCGGCCUCAGACUGGCAAAGGCAUCUCGACGGGGUGUUCUCUUUCAGCAAAUUGCGCAGAGUGAACGGAUCUUCUGGUGGAAUCGAGCAGGCUGGGUUUUGGUCAACAGCGCGACAGGAUGUAGUCUGCUCCAUCAUGCACAGAUCAAAGCUGAGGCUGGACCCCGAUUUGUGGGCAAUUGACCUGGAACAUAUAGGCCAGGAAGGGACUUCCUCGUGGCAGAUGUUCCAUCUUGCUCAAAUUCUGCUCCUCACCUCCUGCCCUACGCAGGACCGGAGUUGUAUGAUUGCCUUUAGGACAAUAGAGACAGAUAUGUGGCAUAGCCCAAAGCAAGCCAGACGGAAGCUGUCGGGUAAACUCCGUUCAGCCCAUUUACUAUGCGACAACGAAGAAAGGAAGGCAGCCAUUAUGCUUCUUGAAGAAAUUGAGGAUAACCUGGGCUGGGCUGCCAAAUACCGCGCCUGGGAUCUACGAAGGCUGUGUACGGACAUCUAG